Molecule: messenger RNA, 3398 nt
Organism: Amblyraja radiata (thorny skate)
Lineage: Eukaryota; Metazoa; Chordata; Chondrichthyes; Rajiformes; Rajidae
Product: LARGE xylosyl- and glucuronyltransferase 1
Exons: 15
Coding region: 615-2870 (751 amino acids)
Biological process (GO): protein O-linked glycosylation via mannose
Cellular component (GO): Golgi apparatus
Molecular function (GO): glucuronosyltransferase activity; xylosyltransferase activity
Source: RefSeq, a predicted model, not a curated record
CUUCUCUCGCGUUGUAUGGGGUUGCAGCUGAUGUGAGUUGCGCUGUGCGGCCGGGCCGGCGUCGCUGGCUCUCUCUCCCUCUCUCUCUCUGUUCCCCUCCAUCCUCACCGCUGCACCCCGCAUGCAUGCCCGCCUACUGACUCUCAUCCCCACUCUCCACCUCCCCACUGCCUGGCUGCUCCUCGUCCCCACUCUCUCCCUCUCUCCCCCUUUCUGUCUACCCGCUCCUCGUCCCCACUCUCUCCGCCGCUCGUCCCCACCCCCUUCCUCGCCGGCUCCCGGGAACAAAGCUCGGGCGGCAGGGCCCCGGGUUGUCGCUCCGCGGCUCCACUGGUUUAAAGCCCUCGUUCAUUAUCUCCCUCCCCUCUCCGUCCACCCCCCUCCCUCCUCCCAGAGCAGAGGGAGCGAGCGAGCCAGAGAGAGAAAGAGGGAACGGCGGUCGAUGUGUCUGCGUGAGUGCAGGGCGAAGGGGAGACACAGAGGGAUCGCAGCCACAGCUGCCUCCGCGCGUCUGGACCUGACACUAUUCCGAGGGACUAACAUGUACGUGGCUGAGGAUGUGAUGUUGCCCACCUAGGAUCAGCGCUGCUGCCCCACCCCAACCUUCCCCCAGGAUGCUGGGAAUCUGCAGAGGGCGCAGGAAGUUCCUCGCAGCCACGCUCUCCAUCCUCUUCGUGCCAGCAUUCACCUGGAUUUACCUCUUCUCCGGCUCGUUCAAAGAUGAGAAGCCGGUCGCACUGACUCCCUACGAAGCCCCUGCGAAUAGCCCUCGGUAUGUGUUCAACCAGAGAGAGCGGGAAUCCCUGGAGGUGCGCGUGCGAGAGGUCGAGGAAGAAAACCAGGCCCUUCGUAAGCAGCUCAGCCUUGCCCAGAACAGAGUCCAUCGCCAUAGAAACCAUUCCAAAAGCUACUCCACGGAGGAAGGCACCGGAGACAACGAGGGGGUCCAUGCUGUGACCUGGAACAGCUCGGAGUGUGGCAGACAUCCCACUGUGGAAAAGUGCGAGACAAUCCACAUCGCAAUUGUGUGUGCAGGAUAUAAUGCAAGCCGUGAUGUUGUGACACUUGUGAAGUCUGUUCUAUUUCACCGGCGAAACCCUUUGCAUUUCCAUUUCAUCACCGAUGCUAUUGCCAAGCAGAUCCUGGGCUAUCUCUUUGAGACGUGGAUGGUGCCAGCAGUGACCGUCAACUUUUAUGAUGCUGAUGAAUUGAAGCCAGAGGUUUCGUGGAUUCCAAACAAGCAUUACUCAGGGAUAUACGGGCUGAUGAAGCUGGUCCUCACCAAGACUCUGCCUGCCACUCUGGAACGGGUCAUUGUGCUGGACACCGACAUCACCUUUGCCACCGACAUUGCCGAACUUUGGGCUGUGCUGCACAAGUUCAAAGGACAGCAAGUCCUUGGCUUGGUGGAGAACCAGAGCGACUGGUACCUUGGGAACCUGUGGAAGAAUCACAGACCUUGGCCAGCGUUGAGUCGAGGCUACAAUACAGGUGUUAUCCUGCUACUGUUGGACAAGCUGAGGAAGAUGAAAUGGGAGCAGAUGUGGCGUCUGACGGCAGAGCGCGAAUUGAUGAACAUGUUGUCCACUUCACUUGCUGAUCAGGACAUCUUCAAUGCCGUCAUCAAGCAGAAUCCUUUCCUGGUGUACCAGCUUCCAUGCUUCUGGAACGUUCAGCUGUCCGAUCACACACGCUCCGAGCAGUGCUACAAGGACGUGUCAGAUCUCAAGGUGAUCCAUUGGAAUUCUCCCAAGAAACUGCGAGUGAAGAACAAGCAUGUGGAAUUCUUCCGGAACCUUUACCUGACGUUCCUUGAAUACGACGGGAAUCUCCUGCGGCGGGAGCUGUUCGGAUGCCCCAGUGAGAUCGACAAGAACAGUCUGAAUCUUCAGAAGCAGUUACUGGAGCUGGACGAAGAUGAUCCCUGCUACGAGUUCCGGAGGGAACGUUUCACCGUCCAUCGCAACCAUCUCUACUUUUUGCACUAUGCGUUUGAGCCCUCCGCUGAACGCACCGAGGUCACGCUGGUGGCUCAGCUCUCCAUGGACAGGCUGCAGAUGUUGGAGGCGAUCUGCAAGCACUGGGAGGGCCCCAUCAGCCUGGCCCUCUACCUGUCCGACGCAGAGGCCCAGCAAUUCCUCCGCUAUGCCCAGGGCUCCGAAGUGCUCAUGGGCAGGAGCAACGUGGGCUACCACAUCGUCUACAAGGAGGGCCAGUUCUACCCUGUCAACCUGCUGCGCAACAUCGCCAUGAAGCACGUCAACACGCCCUACAUGUUUCUCUCCGACAUCGACUUCCUGCCUAUGUACGGUCUCUAUGAGUACCUCAGGAAGUCCGUUGUCCAGCUUGAUAUGGCUCACACUAAAAAAGCUCUAAUUGUGCCAGCGUUCGAGACUCUCCGCUAUCGUCUAUCCUUCCCAAAAUCCAAAGCGGAGUUAUUGUCCAUGUUAGACGUGGGGACGCUCUUCACAUUUAGGUACCAUGUUUGGACGAAGGGUCACGCUCCAACCAACUUUGCCAAGUGGCGGACAGCCACCACCCCUUAUCACGUCGACUGGGAGGCAGACUUUGAGCCUUAUGUUGUAGUAAGGCGUGACUGCCCAGAGUAUGACCGGAGGUUCGUCGGGUUUGGCUGGAAUAAAGUAGCGCAUGUCAUGGAACUGGAUGCGCAGGAAUACGAGUUUGUUGUCCUCCCCAACGCAUACAUGAUCCACAUGCCUCAUGCUCCCAGCUUUGACAUCACCAAAUUCCGCUCCAACAAGCAAUAUCGGAUCUGCCUGAAGACUUUGAAGGAGGAGUUCCAGCAGGACAUGUCCCGCCGCUAUGGGUUUGCCGCUCUCAAGUACUUGACUGCCGAGAACAACAGCUGAGAUCGCGGCAAGCUGCCUCCGAACCACCUUCACUUGUAUUGCUGCGAGGAGUGAAAUGGGGCUGCCGUGUACAGAGAGACAUGCAGAAAUAGAAACCAAAAUUUACGUGUGUGCCCGCCAACUGUCAGGCUUUGGGUGGAAAGGUUGUACCGACAAGAGCUUAUUCUGAGUCCUCCAAAGGCGCUGUUGAAAUAUUCCUGUUGUUCACUAUUUAAGACCUCCCCACUGUCCCACCUCAUUUAUUGCCUUGCCCUCUCUCGGUGGGUCACCAAUGUCCAAGCAGCCCCGUGCGGAUGGAGGGCGGGAAGGUCCGGGCUUUUGUACGGAAGCCGUUCCCUGCAACAUCCGUUGCCCGGUGACCAGAGGAGCUCCAUCCUUGAGUGCACCCUUCAGGAGCUGGCCACUUUAUUCCUGUGGCCUCGUGUGCGCGAACACUCGCACACUCUCUCUCUCUCUCUCUCGCAAUCACGCACACACACACAUACACACACACUUGCACACACACACACACACACACACACACACACA